AGAGAGAGAGAGAGAGAGUGCCAGAUCGUGAUAUGGGAAAGGAUGAAAUAGUGGAACGUGAUGGAGUGUGUGAGGUAUAUGCUUCUCUCUCUCUCUCUCUCUCUCUCUCUCUCUCUCUCUCUCUCUCUCUCUCCUAGUAGAUGUAGUAGUAGAAGUAGUGCCUCAGUUUCCAUUAUGAAGAGGAGCAAGGUCAUCGUACACUUGGCAGGAGUGAGUUGCCGCCAGCAGGAGCUGGUGCUCAAGGUCACGGGAGUGCAAGCUACAUUAGUGUUUGGAAGCAGCAGAGAGGCAAACAGCGUGAAGGAAGCCAGCAAGACAGAGGCAGGCAGCCUCAAAGAAGGCCACCAAAACAGAGGCAGGAACCCUCAACCAAGGUUACCUCAGAGCAACACACGCCCCACAUCCCACCAUGGCAUCCAAUCCACAUCACCUCGUGAAAGAAUCUCUUGAUGCAAUUAAACACCAGCUAACAGCGUGAGAAAAAUCCUCACUGCACAGAAAACGGGAGCCUCUAACUGGCUAACGUCACUGCCCAUCAGAGCGAAGGGCUUCAGCCUCAACAAACAAGAAUUUGUCGACGCCAUUGCUCUGAGGUACGGCUGGCCGAUGGAAGGACUCCCCAGUACUUGUGUGUGUGGCUCCCCCAAUGACGUCAACCACACCAUGACGUGCAAAAAGGGGGGAUUCGUAUGUAUCAGGCACGAUGAGGUGAGAGAUCUGACCGCCAGCAUGCUCAGGGAGGUGUGCCACGAUGUCUCCACUGAACCGACCCAUCUGCCGCUAGACGGCGAGCACCUGCGCUACAGAACAGCCAACACCACCAACGAGGCUCGAGUCGACGUCAGUGCACUAGGGUUCUGGACAAGGGGACAGAAAGCAUUCAUGGACAUACGGAUCUUUGACCCGAUGGCCGCCUGUCACCACGAACUCUCCCUGGAGGCCGCCCACCGCAAGAAUGAGCAGGAGAAGAUCCGAGCGUAUGGGGAGAGAAUCCAACACGUUGACCAGGGCAGCUUCACACCUCUGGUCUUCACCACAUCUGGCGGGAUGGGCUCCAAGGCUCAGUGCUUCUACUCAAGACUAGCCGACCUAAUGGCAGAAAAGAAGCACCAGCCAAGGAGCCAUGUCGUCGCAUGGAUGAGGUGCCGUCUCUCAUUCUCCCUCCUCAGAUCUGCCCUCCUGUGUCUCAGGGGGACAAGGCAUUCCACUCCCAUACCUGCAGACUUAGGAGGCCUCGACUGCGAGGCUACAGUGGUGGAGAGUGGCAUAAGAGUAGAUAGAGUAGAGGUAGAGUGAAUUUAUAGUUAACAACUAAUGUUUAUAUUAUAGAGUAUUAGAUAUGGUUGGAUGCCACAGUCAUUAGCGAGAGCUGGGGCUAAUGACCUCCAAGUAAUGAAGCCCCUAAUUGACACAUCAAUAAACAUGGGGUGGAGGUAUUAUUAAAUUAAAGUAGUAGUAGUAGUAGUAGUAGUAUUACUAAUAGUAGUGGUAGUAGUAGUAGUAGUAGUAGUAGUAGUAGUAGUAGUAGUUCUUAUAGUUGUAGUACUAGUAGCAGUAGUAGUACUGGUAAUAGUAGUAGUAGUCUUAGUAGUAGUAGUUGUGAAAGUAAUAAUAGUAGUAGCAGUAUUAAUAGUAAUAGCAGUGAUAGUAGUAACAAUAGUAGUAGUAGUAGUAGUAGUAGUAGUAGUAGUAGUAGUAGUAGUAGUAAUAGUAGAAGUAGUAGAAGUAGUGGUAGUAUAAUAGUAGUAGUAGUAGUACUUGUAGUAAAAAGAGUAGCUAUAAAAGUAGUGGUAGCAGUAAUAGCAGUAUUAGCAGAAGUUCUAGUAGUAGUAGUUAUAGUAGUUUAAGUAGUUGUAGUAGUAGCGGUGGUAGUAGUAGCAGUAGUUCUAGUAGUAGUAGUAGUAGUAGCAGUAGUAGUUGUAGUAGUAGUAAUAGUAGCAGUAUUUGUAGUAGUAGUAGUCUAGUUGUAGUAUUGUUGGUAGUAGUAGUAGUAGUAGUAGUUGUUGUAGUAAUAGUAGUAGUACUAGCAGUAGUUGUAGUAGUAGUAGUUGUAGUAGAAGCAGUAGUUGUAGUAGUAGUGGUGAUAGUACUAGCAGUAGUAGUAGUAGUAGUAGUAGUAGUAGUAGUAGUAGUAGUAGUAAUAGUAGUAGUACUAGCAGUAGUUGUAGUAGUAGUAGUUGUAGUAGAAGCAGUAGUUGUAGUAGUAGUGGUGCUAGUAGUAGGAGUAGUAGUAGUAGUUGUAGUAGUAAUUGUAGUAGUAGGUA
Molecule: messenger RNA, 2264 nt
Organism: Scylla paramamosain (green mud crab)
Lineage: Eukaryota; Metazoa; Arthropoda; Malacostraca; Decapoda; Portunidae
Exons: 4
Coding region: 607-1296 (229 amino acids)
Source: RefSeq, a predicted model, not a curated record